This is a messenger RNA of Epinephelus moara (kelp grouper), 8724 nucleotides long. RefSeq names its product peptidylglycine alpha-amidating monooxygenase (gene pam). Gene Ontology annotation, molecular function: copper ion binding; peptidylglycine monooxygenase activity; protein binding. The transcript is spliced from 27 exons. The coding region runs from base 251 to 3181 and encodes 976 amino acids. Gene Ontology annotation, biological process: peptide metabolic process. Gene Ontology annotation, cellular component: extracellular region; membrane. Lineage: Eukaryota; Metazoa; Chordata; Actinopteri; Perciformes; Serranidae. The record is from RefSeq and is a predicted model, not a curated record.
GGAAGUGUGUUUGUUAGGGAUUCUCACCAACGAGACACGGGUUAUCUCUUCAGUAGAGACGACAGAGGGACUCCGAGCGGCAGCGAACAGGUGUUUUUUCCAGACAGACUUUUGAGCCAUCUUACCGACUGGGAGAACUCAAGUGUAAACUGUACUCUGAUAUGCUACAGGAGUGAGGUCCAGCAGGGAUACUGCCUACACCUCCCCUCAUAUUCCCACUCCUCAACCAAGCUGAGCAAGGACAUCAGGUAUGAUGGGAGUCACUGUGUUUUGUGUGGUGGUGCUAGCAAUCAUCUGUCACAGCCACAGCCGGGAAAUACAAAACCCACUCUACAGGUUCAGAAGGUCUCAGGAAAAUGUCCUGUCAGAUCCCGGUGAAUGUGUGUCCAGGACCAAGCCGGUCUUAACAAACUCUCACAAUUUCUCUGUGGAUAUUCAGAUGCCUGGUGUCAUCCCAGCUGGGUCGGACACUUACCUGUGCACAGCAUUUCCUGUGCCUACUAGUCGUGAUGCAUAUAUUGUGGACUUCAUACCUCAUGCCAGUAUGGACACAGUUCAUCACAUGCUCCUGUUUGGCUGUCAGACUCCAGCGUCUACCAGCAGCUACUGGGACUGUGGCAGCGUACAAGGCACUUGUGAGGAUGAGGCCUCCAUCAUGUACGCCUGGGCUCGGAAUGCACCACCUACUAAAUUACCUAAAGACGUUGGUUUUAAAGUUGGAAGGAAUUCAGGAAUGACCCACUUUGUGCUGCAGAUUCAUUAUGGAGAUGCCAGUGCUUUCAGAGACCAUCAUAGAGACUGCUCAGGACUUACCUUAAGAAUGACAACCAAACUGCAGCCGUUCAUUGCUGGCAUAUACCUGCUCAUGUCUGUGGAUACAGUUAUCCUUCCAGGAAAAAGAGUUACAAAUGCAGACAUCGCCUGUGACUACACUUCAUAUCCCAUCUACCCGUUUGCCUUCAGGACCCACACACACCAUCUCGGUCAAGUGGUCAGUGGCUACAGGAUCCGAGACGGGAAGUGGAGCCUUAUUGGGAGACAGUCCCCUCAGCUUCCACAGGCUUUCUAUCCUGCUGCCAACGAGUUGAAUGUGAAGUAUGGUGACACCAUUGCAGCCAGAUGUGUGUUUAGUGGGGAGGGCAGAACCUCCAAAACUUAUAUUGGUGGUACCUCUGCUGAUGAAAUGUGCAACUUCUAUAUAAUGUACUACAUGGACAGCAAACACGCCAUCCCCUACAUGAACUGCAUGGAGCCUGGCUCCAAAGAGCUGUUUGAACAUAUUCCAGCUGAGGCCAAUGUUCCUGUGGCUGUUAGUCCAGCUGACAUGAACUCUAUGAUGCAUAUGGGCCACUCAACAGAUCAUCAAGAUCACAGACAGCUUCUGGAUUCAAGCAAGACAGAGCAGGUUUUGGAUCAGGGUGACCUCUUUUCUCUUAUGUCCAAGCUGCUAGGCCACAGCAAGGACAUAGUUCACAUUCAUAAGUACAACCCCAGCGAGAUGCAGAGAGCCCAGGCUGAUUUGGUGGCUCAGAUCGAUAGCUUAAUGCAAAAGAAAGACCUGGGCUCUCCCAGUGCCAGACUAGCCUUCCAAACCAGGGAAGAUCCUGUUUUGCUGAGGGACAGGGUCCACAAAUUCCACCAGCUUGAGGCCACGGCUAAGCCGCCAAGAAGCAAGCUGCUAGAUGAAGGACAAGACUACCAUUUGGAGCAAGUCUCAGCAUGGCCUCAGAAUUCUCUCAAGCUGGGUCAGGUGUCAGGACUUGCCCUCGACUCAGAUUCUAACCUGGUCAUUUUCCAUAGAGGUGACCACCACUGGGGGGCAGACUCCUUUAACGACCAGGCGAGAUACCUGCAGAGGUCCCAAGGUCCUAUUCAACAGUCCACUAUUCUGGUAGUUGACCCAACCAAAGGCAACAUCCUGAAGGCUUCUGGUAGAGACAUGUUCUAUUUGCCUCAUGGAAUAACUACAGACAAGAGGAAUAAUUACUGGGUCACUGAUGUGGCUCUUCAUCAGGUGUUUAAAGUGAGCAGUGAUGGCAGAGACAGUGUGCUGCUGAAACUGGGAGAGGCUUUCACACCAGGAAGUGACAACAGCCACUUCUGCCAGCCCACCGAUGUGGCUGUAGACCCUGAGACUGGGAACGUCUUUGUGUCUGAUGGCUACUGCAAUGCCAGGAUACUCAAGUUCUCUGCAGAUGGUGAAUACCUGUCUCAGUGGGGUGCAGGGUCAUCAGACAGGAGGAGGCGCGUACCGUUCUGGAUCCCGCACAGUCUAGUGUUCCUUCCUGACAGACAGGAAGUUUGUGUGGCUGACAGGGAGAACGGACGUAUCCAGUGCUUCAUAGCCGAAACUGGAGAGUUUGUCAAAGAAAUAAAGAAAGAGGAGUUCGGAGGGGAGGUGUUUGCCAUCACCUACAGCCCUGCUGGAGAUGGCUUGAUCUUUGCAGUAAAUGGAGUCUCUCCAUAUCGCUCAGCUCCACUCAGAGGUUUUGUAAUAAAUUAUUCAACAACGGACAUUUUGGAUACCUUCAGCCCUGAGAAAACGGAGUUUAAAAUGCCUCAUGACAUUGUUGAAACCAAGGACGGCAGCAUCUUCGUCGGAGAUGUAGGCACUAAAUCAGUCUUCAAGUUCACCACUGAGAAGUUACAUCGUUCUGUCAAGAAAGCUGGAAUCGAGGUUCAAGAACUUGAAGAAAUGGAGACAUUUGUCCAAACGAAGGUGAGGCCAGAUCACAACAUGUCGAAGACAGCAGCCGUCCAAGAGAAGCAAACUGUGGCUCUACAGCCUCAACCACAACAAGAGACAGAGGAGGAGAAGAAGAAGAAUGCAACAAAGUCAAACAGAGGGCAGGGUGUACUCCCAGCCAUUAUCACCACCCUGCUGCUCGUCCCUCUGCUGCUGGUCAUCUCUGUUGGAGUCUUUAUCUGCUGGAGGAAAAACAACCGAUGUGAGGUGAAAACUGAACCCAGCUCUGUGGGAGGGAUCUUGGGAAAAAUAAGAGGUAAAGCUGUGGGCAGUCUGAACCUGGGGAACUUCUUUGCAUCCCAUAAGGGUUAUAGUCGUCAGGGCUUUGACCAGCUGAGCACUGAAGGCAGCGACCAGGAGAGGAACGACGAGGACAGCAGCGACUCGGAGAACGAAGAGUACUCUGCUCUGCCUCCUCCUCAGUCCUCCUCGUAGACACUCUGGGUACAGCCACCAACCUUCUGCUUUCUCUGCCAAUCCAAGAUGUAUGUUCUUCAUCAUGUGUGUAACUGUUGUGUUAGCUGCCAAUCUUAUUGUUUAUAUAUUUAAAAAAGAUGCUGUAUAUAAAAAUAAUUAGCCUAAUUUAGACAGUUUAUUUAAAAUUUAUUUAAUUUACCCAAAGUCUGGAUACAACCUUGGUGAUACAAUUCACAAGUUUUACUUUGAAAGAUUGUUUUUCCCAAAUCAAACUUGCAUUUAGUGAAAUUAUUAGCACAAUUCGCAGUUUGAAAUAGCUGGUGUAAGGUUUAGCCUUGAUACAAGACCAAAUCUGCCAGCGAGCUGAGAUAACUUUUUUUUCCAUACUAUUGUUUCGCUUCUUUUAGGGAUUUGCUUGAAAUGAGGAUCAGCAAAAAAAUUCAAUGAAAUUCUCAAAAUAAGCUGUUUAGUGUUGGAAACAGGUCAAACAAAACAAAGCCCAUUGCUGGAAUUUUAUUUUCAUUUGUAAGAAACUAAACAAAACUUCAAAGGGACAUUUCUGGGACUGAAAUGUGGUCAAGUAUUUCACACUUCGUCAGCUAAUGUUAUUUUUUGUAUUUUUGUACUCAAAGUGACCUGUUUGAAAACCUGAAAGGCUCUGUUUUCAUGGCAGCGCUCUGACCAGCUUAAGCAGCACUGUGGCAGUUUAGGGAAGAGAAGUGCCAACAAGUGGAAGUGCAGAGUCUUUGAUAUUUUGGAACAAGUUGGGUCUUAUGUAGAUGUUGCGCUGAGAAUAGAUGUCUCAGAACCAUGUCUGUUCCUGGAAAAACAUCACUCUACUGCCAAUUUGUUGAUUCUGUCAUCAAGAGAAACUAAAUCCUCGGAGAGAAUAUUGUAAUUAAACUCUGAGAAGAAGAUGCAUUUAAAAUGGCAAAAAAAAAUCCAAUGUAAAGUACCUGAAAGUAACUUAUGGAACAUCAGUAAAUCAGUGACCUAUGAAUUAAUUUGAGGGACUUUUACAGUAUCAGUCAUGCACAGCUGCUUUAUAAUGUAUGAAAAGGUUCUGAUUUAAGAAGUGCCGCUGGAGAGCUAUGGCCAUUCACUAUGUUUACCUUGAAUACAGGGUGCCACAAAAUAACCCUACACACCUCCACAUACAUCAGACUGGUCAGUUCUGAAUUGCAGGAUGUAUUCUCACUAUUAAUGAGUGAGACAUCAGGUUAAAGGGGUUCAUAAAUCCAAUUUUAGCAAAAGUGCCAUUACAUUCAAUAUGAUGGGACCAUUAGCAUCCUGAGAUACAAUAGGAUUAAAGGGAUACAAAAUGACCACUUAUAUAUCAUUUACUCACCCGUGUUAAAUGAAUUAGUAAAGAAAACUGAAUGGAUAAUCCAAAACUGAAGAAAACUCUUGAUAAUUUGCAGUAAAGGGGACUGCAUUAAAUAACAGGAAAACUAUCAACACAUCCCAGCCAAGUCUGAUUUAUCCAGUUGUAUGCUCAGUAAUUAACAAACACAUGCCUUUUUGCUAAAACAUUACUAUUUAAAAACGUUUCCACAAAAACAGCCUUACACACAGACUUAGAUAAGAUCAGAUAAGAUCCUUUGUUCACUGUGGAGGCAUUUGAGAAAGUUUUCUUCAUUAAUUCAAUAUAACACAGGUUGAAGUAUUCCUGUAAGACUGAAACGGUGUCGGAUUGAUGCGGUCAUGUAAAUGACAUUUUUUAAAUACAUCUUUGUGUUGUCUUUGUAGCAAUUAUCUGUAAAAUCCCACACCAAGCUUCUCUGCUCCAUCCAGACAACAAUGUGAUUUCCUGGAAAAGUCGAUUAUUCUUUUGUUGAGCUGUUGCUGUCAGACCUCACUGUGAUUGACUUAGCUCUUUCAAGACGAUGAGAGCAGUGAUGUGAUUGGCUGUAUUUAUUAAUCACUAUACCGUCUCAUCUACAUUCCACUUCACUCCACCAUAUAGCACUUUGUGCUGCUCAACUAAAAUAGCAGGCGAGCUUGGAGAGGCUCACACAGUCUGUGGUCCCAGGAUGUCCUGCUUUGUGCUGCUCACUGUGCUUUUCCAUUAAAAUAGAGCCCUAAGAAAGAAACAGAGAUGCUCUGUUGGCUGUUUAUGUUGCUGUUCAGUGUUUUGGUUACGCCGAGUCAGAACUGGACAUAAGUAAAGUGUUUUUCAUGACAUUUCAAUAUCUGAUUAACGAUUCAAUUAGCAGGAUUAAUUACAGAAAUUUUGCAAGUUUAUCUAGAUUUCAAAAAUGCAACGUUUAACAGCACUGAUAUUGUGUAGAUGGUUUACUUUGACUGGAAAAGUGCAUCCUUCCUUACAUAAAUCUCUUCCAUGUAGUAAAGCUACACACAUAGCAUUAUUUCAGUAUGAUUGUUUGGUCCAUGUUUCAAUUUGGUAACAUUUCACUUGUAAUUUUGUGCCUUUUUUAUGUCUGUAUUUUGCCUUUCUUCAGCACCUGCCAUUACAAAAUGUACCAUGGGAUGAAAACAGCUGCUGCUAGUAGAGCUUGUACUAUAUUGAUUUCUCUUCCAUUCAAGUGUACAGAAAAUAGAUAUUAUUACAUAUAUAUAUGUAUAUGUAUAUUAAUGUCUGUAUGUAUGUAUGUAUGUGUGUGUGUGUGUGUGUGUGUGUGUGUGUGUAAGAUGCCAAUCAAACAGCCAAGUCUCAAGCACUGUAACUUUUACAUCAAACUCCCUCACUUCAGAGUUCAGACUAUAAAGAAACAGCAUGAAUUAAGAAACAGUUGCUUUGUCCAUCUUCUGUAACUUAAAUGAACCACGUUGCUCUGUUUGCAAGUUUUAGCUCUUUACUUACAAAUUGUUUAUGAUUGAUGUGUUUGCUCUUAACCUAAUAUACAUAUACUUAAGUCACAAUAUAAUAUUAUUGCGAUUUUAAAUGUAUUGUGAUAUGCUGAGCACUGCGAUAAAAUGAAAAUUAUGUCCCCAAAGGAAAAUUUUGUCAACAUCUGUUUUAUCUAAUAAGAUAAAUUAUUAAUAUGACAAAUUCAAAUUAAACAUUAGGUUGCCUACUAGAAUAAUAUAAUCAAUUGCUUUUUCAGUCCACUACAUAUAUUUUGCUGCAAGUAAAAUUACUGAAAUGAAUGGAAAACUUUAUGUAGUAAAAAAAAAAAGAAAAGAAAUCAGUACUUGUGUGAGGAUACGAUAUUGCCACACAAAAAUAUUGUGAUAUUAUGCGGUAUCCAUUUUGUUCCCCCACCCCUAAAAGAUACUCAUUAUCAUAGACAGUAAAGAAAACCAGCAAAUAUUCAGUUCAGAGAAACUGGAGCCAGUGGAGUGUUGGCAUUGUUGCUUAAUAAAUGUGCUGCUUAAAGGGAUAGUUCAGAUUUUUUGAAGUGGGGUGUUAUGGGGUACUUAUCCAUAGUCUGUGUAUUAUUUAUUUAUUUAACAGGGACAGUGCACUGCUACCUAGCUGCACCAGCGUUAGCUAUACGCUAAUUUUCAUCUGUAGUCCCAGCGCAGGAAAUAAUUUAUCUGCUAAAAGACAUUAAUUGUAUAAAAAACACAAUUACAAAAUAGAACCUAUUUAUGACACAAUGGUUUCAGCAAUAACAACAGCAAGACAACACAAUAUCAAAUCAUUGCAACAAUAAAAGUAGCAACAACAAUAAAACUACGACCCUAAGACACCACCACAACAACAACAACAACAAUGAAACUACAACAUAAAGAUAUAACAAGAUUUCACAGUGUUAGAUCAAGUGUUCAUGUGUGAUGGGUACAUGAUUGGGUUGAUUUUAGCCAUGAUUUCAUCUUAAAUUUAAAGCCAACAACAUAUACAUAUAGACUAAACAAAAGAGGUCCUAAGAUUGAGCCUUGUGGAACACCAACAGAGCAAUCAGCAAAUGAUGAGGUCCUAUUCCCAAUUCUAGUACAUUGUCUUCUCCAUCCAUUUGAUUGCAUCAAUGGAGAAAUUAAAAGUGGAUCAUUUAGAAAGAGGAACAUUAUGAUUUACAGUAUCAAAUGCUUUUCUCCAAAAAUACAGCUCCUACAGCAUCUACUAUUCUGUGCAACUUUAAUUAGAUUUUUCCAAUGAAAUAGCAGGCAGCCAUUUUAAUUGAAUGUAUUUUUCUGAAGCCAAAUUGCAUGGGAUGAAGUACAGCUUGUCCUGAGUUUAAAAAGUCAGUUAAUUGUUCAGUAAAAGUAAAUUUCUUAAUACAGCAGAUGUCAGUCGGCACACCCCCAGUUAGGAGAAGUAGGCAGGAAUCCAACAUGGAAGUUAAGCAAUGUUCUUCUGUGGAGGGGUCAGCAACAAAACAUAUUUCAGCCACCUAAAAAAAAGUCCUUCUUAAAAAAAAUCAUUAUCAGUUUAAGUGUACAUUAUAUUGAGUGUUUUCAUUCCGUCACACAGCUCAUUUCGAUGGGGAAGAUAUUACUGUUUUAAGUUCCCCAUGUAUACUCUUGUCAACACCACCAGACUCCAAACUGGGAACAAGCUGACUGACAUCUACUGUAUAUAAUAUACUGUCUAUGGACAAGUGCCUGAUACAACCCCACUUAAAAAAAAUCUGAACUAUCUUAAAUAUUAAUGAUUAAUGGAUUUUAAAAAUAGUUUGAGAUGAAAUACCUUUAAGUCAAAUUGAAAAUUAAUACAUUAAAAUCAACUGCUUCAGUGCUAUAAUUAUUGUAUGGAAAACCAGUGGAUACCUGGAAAAGUGAAAAGGAAUACAUUCAGUUUUUCUUAUCACAGGAUCACGCAGCAUGUUUUACAAAAUGUUCAGCUGUGAUUUAAAGAAUACAAUGUGUAGCAAAUGGGCUAAAACAUGCAGUGGACCAAUUUUUGUGGUUCUUAAAAUGUUUGUCUUCUUUACAGCUGCAGGUGCAUGUCUGCAUUUAAAUUGUUCUGUUUCAGCAAUGUAAUAUUGUGUAUAUUGUGAACCAUUGUGCACAUUGUCCCAAACUGAAAGUUUCUGACAACUACAAUUAAGUACAUUGCUUGAGAUUUAACUGGAAAUUACAAAAUUGUUAAUUGAUCAUGUCUGAUCUGAUCAAUUAAUACAUUUCUAGGAAUGAAUGGAAAACUGAGAAUAUAGGAAACAUGUUCACUCAGACCCACAGCACAAGUCAUAGGUUGUCAAAGGAAGUUGUUCAGUGAAAUCUGAAUCAAGCACGAGUCCCCCAGAUUACAAUGCAACAAUUAAUGUCCAUCGAAAUCUAUCUCACAGCACACAACUCAUGUAAAAUACACAGAAACACAAAGACGGUGGGAUGAAGAGGAUGUUUGUCUAAUCAGAAUACUCUGUUUCAUUCUGUAUUCUCAGGUUUCAUUUCAUUUGCUCAAUCUUUCAUUCCAUCUUCUUAAAUUCCAUCCUGUAUUCUCCUACCCUUUUUAGAUAUUUCUGGUUCUGUCCAUACCCUCAGUUUGCCUUACACUUUGAAUGAAUGGUUUCCUUAACGGCAUGCCAUAGAAAAUGCAUUUCUGAUGUUGCAGUCACAUGAAGGCUAACUGAUAUUUAUUUUGACACACUGGUUUUGCUGCAAGAGUACUAUUUUCAGUAACUAUGUUAUUUGUGUAAUAAAGUAUCUGCAAAGCA